UUUCUGCGAGCUGAAGACUCUUUCAUUUAUGGCUUAAAUGCCAUUUCACCAUGAAGACCCAUCUUGUGCUGGCCGUUGCGCUGUGCUUGUUCCCUCUUUUAUCGUUGGCAGAGGAUGAAACAAUAAGUUCCGCGAAUAUGUCAACCUUUGCCAUCGCCCUAAGAUUAUUGGACCCAAGGAAUAUAAUGUGCUUUAUAUCGUGGCUGAACAAACUCGUCAAGAAAGCGCCAGCAUUAACUCGAGAAGUGGUGGAUUGUAGCAUAGGACUCGCAGAUUUGGAGUAUAAAAUUCUGUCCGCCUUGGAAAAGCUUGUGACCAUAGCCGGUCAGAUUGUUUUCGCCUGUGCGGGCUUGGUCUUAAAUGCAGUUAUUGGUGGUAUCUCUUGUGUCAAAGGAGUUGCAACACAGGUCCUGGAUCUAGUUCCAGUCAUGAAAAGAUUCCAGGAAGCAAUAAGCGGUGGUGAACACGAAAAUGCGGUGCAAUGCGUAAAGGAAUCGUUCAAGAAAUUUUUCGAUGUCUCAAGUGUUUACGAAGUUGUCGAUGCCUGUAUCUUUCCCAACAAUUCGGCACCUUAAACAAGGGCUCUCCUAGCCAGUGAAAGGUUCUAUAAAGUAUAUACAUACUACUUGAAAGGUUAUAUAAAGUAUAUACAAAUAACUAU
Drosophila pseudoobscura is the source of this 661-nucleotide messenger RNA. RefSeq lists its product as uncharacterized. Lineage: Eukaryota; Metazoa; Arthropoda; Insecta; Diptera; Drosophilidae. Bases 51 to 575 code for a protein of 174 amino acids. The record is from RefSeq and is a predicted model, not a curated record. The transcript has 2 exons.